AUGGCCCCCGCACACUUUCGCAUACCACAGCCACGCCCGUCCAAGGUGUAUCCGGCCUAUGCACAGCCGCAGCUGAUGCUGCAACCUGCUGCAACACGACUGAAGAUUCCAGAACGGUUCAAGACUCUCAGUGAUACUUCCGACUUCCCUUUCUCACAGAACGGCCAAUGGUGCAGAUCGUUGUCUUGCGGUGAUGACGUGACUCUGGCCAGAGACUUCAACCUCGUCAUUAAGACGAAGGACGAGAACAAUUGCGGCACGGGCCGAGAUGUCCAUGCUACCCUAGACGGAGUGACGGCGGAUGGAAGCGAGGUCUCCAAUAGCCAGCAGAGAAUGGCCACGAAAAAGUACGACGACUUCAAAAGGGGCGACAGGCAGACCUACGCGUAUCGGUCCAGCGAGAGGAUGCGGCCGAGCCAGAUCUGCUUGAAGCUUGACAUCGGCGGUGCAAGCCCUCGCUGGUGCGUCGAGUACGUGAGAGUCCUGAAUGGAGAUGUUUCGGGCUCCCCACAGAUUGGUGAGGAUGUCACAGGAUGGGUGGAUUUCGACCAGGUCAACGACAAGCAGUGCCUCAACCUUCAGUUCCAGUGA
Molecule: messenger RNA, 591 nt
Organism: Symbiodinium natans
Lineage: Eukaryota; Dinophyceae; Suessiales; Symbiodiniaceae
Source: the annotation of a GenBank genome assembly